AUUCGCUUAUAAUAACCUAAGAUAUUACAAGAAAGCCGGUGCCAGAAACAAAAAACCGGCGAUAGGAAAGAUAUAACUGGCCAUUUAAAUAUCAUCUAUUCACACCUAAAGUAUUACAAAAAUCCAAGUAUACUCCACAGUACCCGCUUCCCUCGUUUGCGGAUGUAUGCCAAGAUCUUUCACUGAAAAGCACUCGAAACAAGACAUACAAUAUGACUAACAACGAAACGACUCCUUUAGCUACAUCGUCCCAACGACUGGAAAAAACAAAAUACAAUUGUCCAAAACCCGUCCCUGCUUAUUACCCACAUCCUGGUUCUCCUAUAUAUGCUAACAAAGAAUUGUAUACCCGUAUUGCAAAGUCCCCUAAAAAAUUAGUAAAAACUCAUAAUUGUGCCCCUCGUUCAGGCAUUGCUGUUACAAUUCCUGCAAAGUCGGUGUUUCGUAUCACUACACCAAAAGGUCCUCAAGUUUGUGAUCUUAAUAUUUGGAACCUUCAUAAUCCCAGAGAGCGUUUCUGGGCUGCCAGAACACGCCAGCUGCAUUCCGCUCAUGUUUCCACGUUUGACAGACUCUGGUCUACUUUGCCCUACCUGCGUCCCCUAGUUACCAUUACUGCCGAUUCUAUGGAGGCUCGCCAUGACGAAUGGGGAGGCCGAGUCCAUGACACCUUGGGCACAAGAUGUGAUCCCUAUGUAGACAAACUUAUUUCCGGCAUGGACAAUGAUUUACAUUGCCAUUCCAAUCUAACAAGAGCUAUCAUGCCUUAUGGCCUCACCGAAUUUGAUGUCCAUGAUGUUUUGAAUGUCUUUCAAGUCACCGGCUUGAACGAACGCGAUCAAUAUUUCAUGGAAGCCUGUCCUGCGACAUCCUUGGAUUAUUUUGAAUGCUUUGCUGAACAGGAUCUCCUUGUUGCUAUUAGCGCAUGCCCUGGGGGCGACUUGUCCCAAUGGGGUUGGGGUGAAAGCGAGGAAAACAAGGAAGAAAGCAAGAUGGUUGAUUGCUGUCGUCCCUUGGGUAUUGAAGUAUAUCAAUUACAAGACGAGAAAGACACUCUAAAAGGUUGGAACCCUCCUCAAUUUAUCAAUUAUAAGGGUAAUCAUGGCCUUCGUGGACCCCAGUAAAACCAUUCCUAAUUUCUAACGCUAUGGAUUCCAUUAGGCGGACAUAUUUGGAAAUUCUGUUUUGUCACGAAAAGCAAAUAGGUAUGCUGAAUGAUUACUUUUGGAAUUUUACAAAUGAAUAUCCCCCAUGUCUUUAAAGAGUCUAAUUAUCUUUAUUAAAAAUAUAUCCCA
Molecule: messenger RNA, 1295 nt
Organism: Schizosaccharomyces cryophilus OY26
Lineage: Eukaryota; Fungi; Ascomycota; Schizosaccharomycetes; Schizosaccharomycetales; Schizosaccharomycetaceae
Product: meiotic chromosome segregation protein
Exons: 1
Coding region: 213-1124 (303 amino acids)
Source: RefSeq, a predicted model, not a curated record